Caenorhabditis auriculariae is the source of this 2136-nucleotide messenger RNA. NCBI's taxonomy places the organism in Eukaryota, Metazoa, Nematoda, Chromadorea, Rhabditida, Rhabditidae. The record is from the annotation of a GenBank genome assembly.
AUGAAAAUCAAGCUCCCGAAGCUGCCUUCAGGUAAUUCAAUGUUUCCGUUGCUCUUGAUCAAGUUGUUUUGAAAGUCCAUUAUUUCGGAACAUGCCGCAGGGUAGAACGACAACCGGGAACAAUUACAUGAACUUUCUGAAGUUGAUUAUACGAUUGCUAAAUUUUUCUAGGCAGCAUUUUUAGCUAACAUAUUUUGUGAAUCUGAACAUAAUUUCCAGUUUUUGAAAAUUGCGAAAAAUUUUCAAUAUGACUUUUUUCGUUUUCAGUCGCAAUUUUUUUGUCCUUGGUCGUCUCUCUCGGAUCUUCUUCCGCCUUGGUAUCUGCUAGAAAAGAGUUGAAAGUCGCGAAUCUUAGAAGAGGUCGGUUUUUUUUUUCGUCUCUUCUAAUUAGAUUAUUUUUCAGUGUUUUGUACUAAGCCGGUUUUUGGCAUUGUCGACGACGAAACUUGUGGGUAUGAACAGCUUUGCAAUUGCUUGAGAGAUGAGAUCGUCUUAAAAAAUCUCCUUGGCGACUCUCUCAAUAAGGGAGCUGCUCUCGCAUUAACAUUGCUUACUUCCUCUAGAAUUGAACUGGAAGACAAUAAGGACGUUAUACAUUUUGGGCAGUUAGAAGAAAUUUCGUUCAACGCAACAGAUUCUCAAGAAUUUCCAGGUUCUUUUUUUCAUCUUGAAUUCGUUAUUUUUGAAUGAUUAAAUUUACCCAAUAGAAAAAAAGUAACCACCUUUCUAUGAUCCGUUGUAAUACUAAAAAAGGCUUGAAUAAGCGCAAAAACGUUUUGACGACCACUAAUUUAUAACUGAUCGGAAAACUUUUAAUUUAUAUAAGUUAUAAUUUCUUAAAAUACAAUUUGAUUUUUUUUUUUCAUGUUAUAUGCUUUUUUAAAAGUAACUUUCGCGAACAGUUCUUUUUUUCAUAUAGCUCAAGAAAAAGUUUUCUCACGAGGAUUACAGAGGCUCUGAUUCGUAUCAGACGUACUAAUGUCACCGAAGAUUCGUUUAAAGUGUUGAAGUCCAUCAAUAUCAGUCCGUUGGAGUCGUACUGUAUAAAAGGAACCAUCUUCGAUAUAGACUAUAUGCAUCCGAAGCCGUGGAAGGUCUUGAAAGACCUGGAGAAGGUUUGAGGAGUUCUUCAUCUUGCUUGAACUUGUUUUUUCAGAAGGUAUUGGAGCCUUGUGCUACUCUGUUGGCGACGAAACCUCCAGGUAGUACGCGCACUCUCAACAAAGGGACGACUUCCGCUCCGGCGCCCCAAGGGGAGACAUGUCCCAUGUCAAACUCUAAAAAAUACGAUUACUUGAGUAAGCGGUUCUUUUCAGUCUUGUGUUGUAUGCUUGGAAAAAGGUUUUAGUUAUGAUUUAUUAUUAAAGGCUAUAGAGCAGAUUGGUAAGGAAGACUUUAGGUAUAGACGCGGAAAUUUAGACAUUUUUGUUUUUUUUUCACUCUCUUUUUUACAGUUUUCUGAUAUUUAUAUAUCUAAAAAUUCAGUUGAAUGGGAUAAAGUUCAUCAAACUGCUUAAAAACAAUUUUUUUUUCGACGAUUCACUCUAGAAAGCCUUUUCCCACAACUUCUCAAUUCGUAUUGGCUAUGUUCAAAAGAAGAAAAAUACGCUUUUCACUUGAAUCAUCGUCCAUUAGAAAUAUUGAUAUUCUUGGUGUUGAACCAGUUUUGUGGAGUUUCUCAAAAAUUUCACCUCUAGAUUAGAUUGCGAAGGUUUUCUUAGUGUCUACUCAGGUAUUUAUGAAAAUUGAUAAAAUUACGAUGAUUGAAAGAAAAACGCUCGGAAAAAAUGAAAAAAAAAAAAUUUUUGUUUGUAUGAAAAAAGUCUGAAUUAAAACUUUAUUAAAGGUUUGUAUUAAAGUUAAAACAACACUGUAAAAAAAUUAUAAUGAAAAGUAGUCUGCCAAGCUUGAAGGAUAAUUUUUUAUAACUUGAUAGACCCCACAAUUCACAAUUGAUUUUAGUUUUUGAGAGCUUCUUCAAAAAAGUUUGCUGCAUUUUUUCAAAAUCCUAUUUUAGUGUACGGUGCUGUCGUGAACCUCGUUGCUAUCAUAUUGUGGGUUUUCCUGACUGUCGGCCUCUUCUUGCGUAUGGAUCGCAAGCUUAAGAAACAGCGGAGAAAACCUACAAAGCGCUGA